GAGAGAAGUACAUGGAACACCAACACUCAGUUGUAGAAAUAAACCCCAUCAACCUCCCCAUACCAACGUGUCUCCUCCACUGUGAUGUCACUGAGGAUUUGACUCCUGUGACCCUUCCUCAAAGAUUCGUUAGGGUCAACAGAGAGGGAGAGGACAACGACGGUCAAAAAUGUCCGGAGUCAAGGGAAAAGGACAUAGCUUCUGCACUUCAGUGGGUGAAACAGCAAAUGGUAAUUUUAAGAAAAGAUGACAUUAGGCUAAUGCGACGAUUUUUUGAGCUCCACUCCGCCAUGAUGGAACUAAGAUGGGUAUAUGAAGGUGCGAGCUCCAUGUCUGACGUCAGCAGCUACAACGGAAGUAAUAUGUCUCUGGAUGACGUCUCAGAAUCUUCCAUAGACUAUCACAUAUCAAACGAAGAGCAUGACACAGAAUUCAGGGAAAGGACCACUUCACUGCAAAUCCCGAGAAAAUCUCGUGUCACACGAAUUCGAUGGAAAAGUAAUGAGAUUAUUUGAGCGAUCAUAACAAUUCUAAUCGCAGACUCUUCAUAUCAUAUUGUCCAAUAUAUAACACUAAUACGCCAAUAUCUCGACCAAUUCCUAGAAAUCUGUACUACAUUUAUCGACAAAACAAUCUACAAUCCAUCAGCAUAGCCAAGGAAAUCUAAAUCCCUGUGUUCUCAACGGAAAGCUAAUUGUUCAUCCCAGCGAUAUUUUUUGGAAGUCUGACUGGGACCAAAUGCAUUGUGUAAAAUAUGGAUAUUUUAUACAUCUUGAAUAUUAAAUUUGUUAUCUGCCUCCAUAUGAUAAAAAGUAAC
Molecule: messenger RNA, 817 nt
Organism: Saccostrea echinata
Lineage: Eukaryota; Metazoa; Mollusca; Bivalvia; Ostreida; Ostreidae
Exons: 2
Coding region: 12-515 (167 amino acids)
Source: RefSeq, a predicted model, not a curated record